AUGGCUAAUUCAUCAGGACUCCUCAAACUAGGGACUCUUGUAAUGUUCGUAUCCAUGCUUAUCAUGAGUUUCUCCCAUGGAGGGCAAACACAAAUCUCCUGUGACACUGUUGACAACGACCUGUUUCCAUGCCUUAGCUUCGUCCUGAUUGGAGGUAAAGUUGCACCUGCUUGCUGCAGUGGGAUUAAGACUCUACUCAGCCUGGCUAAGACUAAAACUGAUCGCCAGAGUGUUUGUUCUUGCUUGAAAUCUGUUGCUCAGAGUGCUACUGAUGGUCAGCUCAAGAAUGCUGCACAAAUCCCUCAUCUGUGUGGUGUUAAUCUCCCAUACAAUAUUUCUCGCAACAUCGACUGCACAAAGUAA
This is a messenger RNA of Coffea arabica (coffee), 363 nucleotides long. Its product is annotated as non-specific lipid-transfer protein 1-like. Gene Ontology annotation, molecular function: lipid binding. The record is from RefSeq and is a predicted model, not a curated record. NCBI's taxonomy places the organism in Eukaryota, Viridiplantae, Streptophyta, Magnoliopsida, Gentianales, Rubiaceae. Gene Ontology annotation, biological process: lipid transport.